This is a messenger RNA of Corylus avellana, 13123 nucleotides long. The record is from RefSeq and is a predicted model, not a curated record. NCBI's taxonomy places the organism in Eukaryota, Viridiplantae, Streptophyta, Magnoliopsida, Fagales, Betulaceae.
UUUACGCACAGAACUGUCUAUUUCGCUAGGCUCCUUUCUGUUUACAGGUCACAGAAAUACAAGGCGUUUGACAUUGAACAAGCAAACCCUAGAGUUUUGGUGCGGAUUCUCAGACUUAUAUGGCGAUUCUUGACCCUCCAUCGUCGUCGAUUUGUGGAUUGAUCGGGUUGUAAGCUCGUUCAUGUUUUAGCCGAUAGUACGAAUCGGCUCGAUUCGUCACCAUGUUCGAGGCUCACGUUCUGCAUUUGCUUCGAAGGUACUUGGGUGAAUAUGUCCAUGGGCUCUCAGUUGAGGCUUUAAGAAUCAGUGUCUGGAAAGGUGAUGUUGUUCUCAAGGAUUUGAAAUUGAAGGCGGAGGCUCUAAAUUCACUAAAACUUCCAGUCACUGUGAAAGCUGGUUUUGUUGGUACCAUAACAUUAAAGGUUCCCUGGAAAAGUUUGGGCAAAGAACCUGUGAUAGUUCUCAUUGAUCGUAUCUUUGUUCUUGCUCAUCCUGCUUCUGAUGGUCGGACUCUCAAUGAGGAGGACAGGGAAAAACUUUUUGAAGCAAAACUUCAACAAAUUGAGGAAGCAGAGUCAGCAACCCUGGAAGCAAUAUCAAGGUCAAAGCUAGGAAGUCCACCUCCUGGGAAUUCAUGGCUAGGUUCUCUAAUUGCUACCAUCAUUGGAAAUCUUAAGAUAUCAAUUAGCAAUGUACAUAUUAGAUAUGAGGAUUCUGUCAGUAAUCCAGGACGGCCAUUUUCCUCAGGCGUUACUUUGGCCAAACUUGCUGCUGUUACGAUGGAUGAGCAGGGAAAUGAAACCUUUGACACUAGUGGUGCUCUGGAUAAAUUGCGGAAGUCAUUGCAGCUUGAGAGACUUGCCAUGUAUCACGAUUCUAGUAGCCUUCCUUGGGAGAUAGAUAAUAGAUGGGAGGAUCUCAGUCCGAAAGAAUGGAUUGAGAUAUUUGAAGAUGGUAUAAACAAACCUGCUGCUGACCAUGGAAUGGUGUCUAAGUGGGCUAUGAAUCGCAACUAUUUGGUGUCACCUAUCGAUGGAGUCUUGAAAUAUCAUCGCCUUGGGAAUCAAGAAAGAAAUGAUCCAGAGGUUCCAUUCGAGAAGGCCUCUCUUGACCUAAGUGACGUCUCCUUAACAAUUACAGAGGCACAGUAUCAUGAUUGGAUAAAACUGUUGGAGGUUGUGUCAAGAUACAAGACAUAUGUUGAAGUUUCUCACUUGAGACCAGUGCUGCCAGUUUCAGAUGCUCCUUAUCUAUGGUGGCGGUAUGCUGCUCAAGCAGGCCUGCAGCAGAAGCAAAUGUGUUAUCGAUUCUCCUGGGACAGAAUUCAGCAUCUCUGUCAUCUUCGUCGGCGUUACGUUCAGUUGUAUGCUGUUUCACUGCAACAUACGUCAAGUGUUAAUAGUAAAGAAAUUGGAGAAAUUAGAGAAAUUGAGAAAGAUCUUGAUUCCAAAGUAAUUCUUUUAUGGAGGUUACUUGCACAUGCCAAGGUUGAAUCUGCGAAAUUGAAGGAGGCAGCUGAGCAGAGGAGGCUUAAAAGGAGAAGCUGGCUUUCAUUUAGAUGGCGUGCACACUCUGGGGAUGAAUCUGUUGGGGAUGCUUCUGAGGAAUCACAGUUAACAGAGGAAAGACUGACUAAAGAGGAAUGGCAGGCAAUCAAUAAUUUACUGAGUCAUCAGCCAAAUGAUGAGUUGAUGUCACAUUCAGUAAAGGACAUGCAGAAUAUGAUCCAUUAUUUGGUAACUUUAUCAAUUGGCCAGGCUGCUGCUAGGAUCAUUGAUAUAAAUCAGACAGAGAUUGUUUGUGGUAGAUUUGAACAACUUCAUGUGUCUACCAAGUUUAAACAUCGCAGUACCCAGUGUGAUGUGUUACUGAGAUUCUAUGGUUUAUCAGGCCCUGAAGGUUCACUUGCACAGAGUGUCUGUAAUGAGCAGAAAGUGAAUGCCUUAGCUGCUAGUUUUGUACACUCACCGGUUGAGGAGAAUGUCGACUGGAGGCUUUCAGCUACAAUUUCUCCCUGCCAUGUUACGGUUUUCAUGAAAAGUUGUGCUCGCUUUUUAGAGUUUUUGAAGAGAAGUAAUGCAGUUAGUCCUACUGUUGCAUUCGAAACUGCAGCUGCUUUGCAGAUGAAGAUUGAGAAGGUGACUCGUAGAGCACAGGAGCAAUUUCAAAUGGUAUUAGAAGAACAGAGCAGGUUUGCACUUGAUAUUGAUUUUGAUGCCCCAAAAGUUAGAAUACCUAUCAGAACUUUUGGCUCUUCCAAAUGUGAUAGCCAUUUUCUUUUGGAUUUUGGUCAUUUCACGGUGAACACCACUGAACGUCGGUCGGACGAACCCAGGCAGAAUCUGUAUUCUCGUUUUCUCAUAUCUGGAAGAGAUAUUGCUGCUUUCUUUACUGAUUGUGGUUCUGAAUGUCAGAAUUGCACUUUAGUCUCACAAAAAUACAGUAGUCAGCAACUUGUAUCUUCUAUGCCAGAAACAAAUGACAAUUUCUGUCCUUUGGUUGAUAGGUGUGGAAUAGCAGUACUUGUUGAUCAGAUUAAAGUACCUCACCCGAGUUACCCAUCAACAUGCAUUUCUAUUCAAGUGCCAAACCUUGGCAUUCACUUUUCACCUGCGAGGUAUGGCAGACUCAUGGAAUUGCUAAACAUAUUAUAUGGUACAAUGGAAACCUGUGGUCAACCUACUGUUGAUAAUUUCCAAGCUGAACUUGCUCCUUGGAGUCCUACAGAUCUUGCUACUGAUGCUAGAAUCUUAGUUUGGAAGGGGAUUGGCAAUUCUGUGGCAACUUGGCAGCCAUGUUUUCUUGCGUUGUCAGGGUUAUAUCUUUAUGUUUUGGAGUCGGAAAAGUCCCUGAGCUACCAGCGGAGCACAAGCAUGGCUGGCAGACAAGUGUAUGAGGUUCCUCCAACAAAUAUUGGUGGUUCACCAUUUUGUCUUGCAGUGAGUUUCCGGGGGAUGGAUAUUCAGAAAGCUUUGGAAUCUUCUAGUACAUGGGUUGUAGAGUUUCAUGAUGAGGAAGAAAAGGUCACUUGGUUAAAAGGACUUAUACAGGCCACAUAUCAAGCAUCUGCACCUCCAGCAGUUAAUGUACUUGGUGAAAGAAGUGAUUGUCGAGCUGAGUUAGGUGAACGUCCCACAAGUUUGAAAACAGCCGACCUUGUUAUUAAUGGGGCAUUGGUGGAAACAAAGCUAUUUAUAUAUGGAAAGAUCGGAGAUGAUGUUGAUGAGAAACUUGAUGAGACUCUAAUUCUUGAGGUUCUUGCUGGUGGGGGAAAGACGUUCGGUUUUGACUUACCAUUUAGCUAUUUCUCUUUGGAAAAACUUCUUGUUAAAUCGUAUACAGUUACAGCUGGUAAAGGUCGUGUGGUAUUUUUCUUAGGUAUGAAUGUUGACAGUGUUUCCGUGUAUCUUAACAAGGAGGAUGGUUCCCAGCUUGCCAUGUUUGUACAAGAAAGUUUCCUGCUGGAUAUUAAGGUCCACCCAAGUUCUCUUUCCAUUGAAGGCACAUUAGGAAAUCUUAGACUCAGUGAUAUGUCUCUCGGAACAGAUCACGGUUGGGGUUGGCUUUGUGAUAUACGUAAUCCGGGGGUUGAAUCUCUUAUUAAGUUCAAAUUCAAUUCUUAUAGUGUUGAAGAUGAUGAUUAUGAAGGAUAUGAUUACAGCUUGUGUGGCCGACUUUCUGCUGUUCGCAUUGUUUUCCUCUAUAGGUUUGUUCAGGAGAUAACAGCGUACUUUAUGGAACUUGCUACCCCACAUACUGAGGAAGCUAUCAAACUUGUUGAUAAAGUUGGAGACUUUGAGUGGUUGAUUCAGAAAUACGAGAUUGAUGGAGCUGCUUCUUUAAAGCUGGACCUUUCACUGGAUACACCAAUGAUCAUCAUUCCGAGAAAUUCAAUGAGCAAAGAUUUCAUUCAACUUGAUCUGGGCCAGCUUCAGGUGACAAAUGAAUUUAGUUGGCAUGGCAGCCCAGAGAAAGAUCCUUCGGCUGUCCAUAUUGAUGUUUUACACGCUGAGAUUAUGGGGAUCAACAUGUCUGUAGGGAUUGAUGGGUUUGUAGGUAAACCUAUGAUUAGGGAAGGCCAAGGAUUUGAUGUUUAUGUGCGCAGAAGUUUGAGAGACGUGUUUCGAAAAGUCCCAACAUUUUCUCUAGAAGUGAAGGUGGGUUUAUUGCAUGGUGUGAUGUCUGACAAAGAAUACAAAGUUAUUCUGGAUUGUGGAUACAUGAACUUAUGUGAGGAACCUAGGCUUCCUCCGAGUUUUCGAGGCUGCAAAUCUGGUUCGAAAGAUACAAUGAAGAUGCUGGUUGACAAGGUCAACAUGAACAGUCAAAUGCUACUCUCACGUACGGUUACCAUAGUGGCGGUUAUAGUCGACCAUGCCUUGUUAGAGUUGUGUAACGGCAUUGAGGAGGAGUCACCCUUAGCUCGUAUUGCAGUAGAAGGUCUUUGGGUGUCAUAUCGGAUGACGUCGUUUUCUGAAACAGACCUCUAUGUGACCAUUCCUAAAUUUUCCAUUCUAGAUAUUCGCCCUGAUAUAAAACCUGAGAUGCGCCUGAUGCUUGGCUCAUCUACGGAUGCUUCCAAACAAGCUUCUCCUGGAAGUUUCCCGUUUUUCUCAAAUAAGGGAAGCUUUGGGAGAACAAACUCAGAAGCCGUUGUUGACAUUGAUGUGCCAAUUUCAACAAUGUUCUUGAUGGACUAUAGAUGGCGAGUGUCAUCCCAGUCAUUUGUGGUUCGGGUUCAGCAGCCUCGAGUUCUUGUCGUACCUGAUUUCCUUCUUGCUGUGGGUGAGUUUUUUGUUCCAGCUUUGGGAACAAUAACUGGAAGGGAUGAAACAAUGGAUCCUACAAAUGAUCCCAUAAGUAGUAAAAAUAGCAUUGUACUCUCUGAAUCCAUUUACAAACAGAGUGAAGAUGUGGUGCAUCUGUCCCCAAGUAGGCAAUUAGUUGCAGAUUCUCUUGGCAUUGAUGAAUAUAUAUAUGAUGGUUGCGGAAAGAUUAUCUGUUUAAGCGAAAAAACAGAUGUAAAGGAAUUCCAGUCAUUCAGAUACCGACCAAUUAUAAUUAUUGGGCGUGGUAAGAGGUUGCGGUUUGUUAAUGUCAAAAUUGAGAAUGGUUCUCUUUUGAGGAAGUAUGCAUACUUGAGCAAUGAUAGCAGCUACUCAGUCUCAUUAGAGGAUGGUGUUGAUGUUACAUUGCUGGACAAGUCUUCAUCUAAUGAUGACAAAAAGAGUAUACACUACAUGCAUGAAUCAUCAGACACCUCAAAUAUCUGUUUGAAUUCUCAAAAUGAUUUAAAAAGGAUGCAGAGUUUCACAUUUGAAACCCAGGUUGUUUCUCCUGAGUUCACCUUCUAUGAUGGUACAAAGUCAUCACUGGAUGAUUCGUCCUAUGGUGAAAAACUUCUCCGUGCAAAAUUGGAUUUGAGUUUCAUGUAUGCAUCGAAGGAAAAUGAUACCUGGAUUCGAGCCUUGGUGAAAGAUCUCACUGUUGAGGCCGGUUCUGGUCUUAUCAUUCUUGAUCCAGUGGAUAUUUCAGGGGGAUAUACUUCUAUUAAGGACAAAACAAAUAUGUCUCUGAUAUCGACCAAUAUAUGUAUCCAUCUUUCACUUAGUGCCAUUUCUGUCAUUCUUAAUCUGCAAAAUCAGGCAGCAGCAGCAUUACAAUUUGGAAAUGCAAUACCCCUUGCUCCCUGUACCAACUUUGAUCGACUAUGGGUGUCCCCAAAAGAAAAUGGUUCCCGUUACAAUCUUACCUUUUGGAGGCCCCAAGCUCCUUCAAACUAUGUCAUAUUGGGAGACUGUGUGACUUCAAGGCCAAUUCCUCCUUCACAGGCAGUAGUGGCAGUAAGUAAUACAUAUGGGCGUGUAAGGAAGCCUAUUGGUUUCAAUCUCAUUGGUUUGUUCUCUCGUAUUCAAGGAUUUGAUAGUGGUGAAUGCCAUUCUGAUCUUGAUAGUGAUUGUUCUCUUUGGAUGCCUGUUGCACCGCCUGGAUAUACAGCAUUGGGAUGUGUUGCUCAUAAAGGAAACCAACCUCCACCAAGUCAUGUUGUUUAUUGCAUCCGUUCUGACCUUGUUACAUCAUCAGUGUUUUCAGAAUGUAUACAUAGUGCCCCUUCAAAUUCUUGUAUGGUGAAUGGAUUUAGUAUCUGGCGUCUAGACAAUGUUGUUGGAACAUUUUUUGCCCAUUCUUCAACUGAAUGCCCUACCAAAGACAAAAGUUUUGACCUGAAUCAUCUACCUCUCUUGAACUCAAAUCGGCAUCAUUUUGCCUUGAAAGAAUCUGGCUCAGAUUUGACUGAUGAUCAUGACUAUGGAAGUGAACAAACAAAUAAUCUGAGUGCAAAUUCACCUGGUUGUGACAUUGUGAGGUCAAUUUCAAAAGCAAGUAAUUGUUAUACGUCCACUCCUAACUUUGAACGAAUCUGGUGGGACAAGGGUGGUGACCUCCGACAUCCUGUCUCAAUAUGGCGACCUAUUGUGCGUCCAGGUUAUGCCAUACUGGGUGAUUGCAUAACUGAAGGCUUAGAACCACCUGCCCUGGGCGUAAUAUUCAAGGCUGAUAAUCCCGAAAUAUCUGCAAAGCCUGUGCAGUUUACUAGAGUUGCCCGUAUCACGGGGAAAGGUUUUGAUGAAGUUUUCUUCUGGUACCCAAUUGCUCCUCCUGGUUAUGCUUCUCUAGGAUGCAUAGUCUCAAGAACAGAUGAAGCACCACGCCUAGAUUCAUUCUGCUGCCCGAGGAUGGAUCUUGUUAACCAAGCCAAUAUUCUUGAGGUUCCAAUCUCCAGAUCUUCAAGUUCAAAAGCAUCUCAGUGCUGGAGCAUUUGGAAAGUUGAAAAUCAGGCCUGCACUUUUCUUGCUCGUUCUGAUUUGAAACAUCCUUCAAAUCGAUUAGCUUACACUCUUGGUGAUUCCGUGAAGCCCAAGGCUCGGGAAAACAUAACUGCUGAAAUGAAGCUAAGAUGCUUCUCUUUGACAGUUCUUGACAGCUUAUGUGGAAUGAUGACACCACUCUUUGACACAACAAUCUCCAAUAUCAAGCUCGCAACACAUGGUCGACUAGAGGCAAUGAAUGCAGUACUGAUUUCCUCUAUUGCUGCAUCAGCCUUCAACACACAAUUAGAAGCUUGGGAGCCCCUUAUUGAAUCAUUUGAUGGAAUAUUCAAGUUUGAAACUUAUGAUACCAAUGUACACCAACCAUCAAAACUUGGGAAGACAUUACGUGUUGCUGCUACCAAUAUCCUGAAUAUAAAUGUCAGUGCUGCAAAUCUGGAGACUUUUAUAGGGAGCAUUCUUUCUUGGCGAAAGCAGUUAGGGCUUGAACAGAAAGCAGCCAAGCCAAAUGAGGAAGCUGGUUGUCAUCGUAUACGCGGAGAUGAUCCAACUUUUUCUGCGUUGGAUGAAGAUGACUUUCAGACUGUUAUUUUAGAGAAUAAACUUGGGUGUGAUAUUUAUCUGAAAAAAGUUGAGCAUUCGGAUACAGUUGACCAGCUACAUCAUGGUGACUGUACUUCUGUUUGGAUUCCACCUCCAAGGUUUUCAGACAGGUUAAAUGUUGCAGAUGAAUCAAGGGAAGAACGUUAUUAUGUAGCUAUCCAGAUUCUUGAAGCUAAGGGUUUACCAAUCAUUGAUGAUGGAAAUAGCCAUAAUUUUUUCUGUGCUUUGCGCCUUGUCGUUGAUAGUCAGGCAACAGAUCAACAAAAGCUUUUUCCUCAGAGCGCAAGGACGAAAUGUGUUAAACCUUUAGUUUCAAAACUCUACAACCUUGAUGCAGGCACUGCAAAGUGGAAUGAACUCUUCAUAUUUGAAGUUCCUCGGAAGGCCCCAGCUAAGUUGGAAGUGGAGGUUACAAACCUAGCGGCGAAAGCUGGAAAAGGUGAAGUUGUUGGGUCCAUUUCCUUUUCUGUGGGACAUGGUGCAAAUAUGUUGAAGAAGGUAACUUCAGUGAGGAUGUUGAAUCAACCACAUAAUGUUCAGAAUAUUAUAUCAUAUCCUCUAAGGAGAAGGCACAACGAUGUUGAAGACAUGCCUGACCAGGGUUGCCUACUGGUAUCUACUACUUAUUUUGAGAGGAAGACUGUUGCAAACUUAAAAAUAGAUGCAGAAGAUGAGAAUGUUACUGAUAGAGACAUAGGAUUUUGGGUUGGGCUUAGCCUGGAGGGCAUGUGGGAGAGUGUUCGGUCAUUGCUUCCAAUGUCAGUGGUCCCCAAAUCAUUCCAGAAUGAUUUUAUUGCAAUGGAAGUUCUCAUGAAAAAUGGCAAGAAGCACGUAAUUUUCAGGGGUCUUGCAACAGUUGUAAAUGAUACAGAUUUUAAAUUGGAUAUUUCAGUUUGUCAUGUGUCUUUGAUUCAUGGUCAUGGUCCCUCUGUGGUAGAAGAGGUUUUUGAAAAUCAACGUUAUCAUCCAAUUUCUGGUUGGAAUAACAAGUGGCCUGGCUUUCGCGGUGAUGAUCCAGGGCGUUGGAGCACCAGGGACUUCUCAUAUUUAUCGAAAGAUUUCUUUGAACCUCGCCUUCCCUCUGGAUGGAAAUGGACUUCAACUUGGACAACUGAUAAAUGUCAAUUUGUUGACAACGAUGGCUGGGCAUAUGGUCCUGACUUCAACAGUUUGAAAUGGCCACCAACAUCUUCAAAGUCUUGCACCAAGUCAGCUGUUGAUGUUGUGCGCCGACGGCGAUUAAUUCGUACAAGGCAAAAAUCUCCCGAGCAAGGGGUUAAUUCCAUGAAGAGUGUCUUUACUACCAUAAGUCCUGGUGCUUCUGAUGUUUUACCUUGGAGAAGUACAUCCAAGGAUUCUGAUCAGUGUUUAGAAGUUCGUCCUUGUGUAGAUCAUCCUGAGCCCCCAUAUUCAUGGGGUUGUCCAGUUGCCGUUGGUUCUGGCUCUGUGUAUGGAAAGGACGAGCCUUUCAUGGAUCAAGGUUCACUCUAUAGCCAAAAGCAGGAAACUAAGAUGCCCAGUUUUGCAUUCAAGUUGAAUCAGCUCGAGAAGAAGGAUAUAAUUUUGCGUUGUUCUAGCACUGGAAGCAGACAAUGUUGGCUUAGUAUAGGAGCAGAUGCCUCAAUUCUUCAUACUGAACUAAAUUCACCUGUUUAUGAUUGGAGAAUAUCUGUUAACUCUCCUUUGAAGUUGGAAAAUCGGCUUCCAUGUCCAGCUGAGUUCACAAUCUGGGAAAAAGCAAGUGAAGGAAGUUGCAUUGAACGACAGCAUGGUAUAAUCUCUUCACGGAGGAGUGCACAUAUUUAUUCAGCAGAUAUUCAGAAACCAAUUUACCUUACAUUGUUUGUUCAGGGUGGUUGGGUACUGGAGAAGGAUCCUAUUCUUAUUUUGGAUCUUUCUUCCAUAAACCAUGUCUCAUCUUUCUGGAUGGUUCACCAGCAAACUAAAAGGAGAUUGCGUGUGACCAUUGAACGUGACUUGGGAGGAACUGGUGCUGCUCCCAAAACCAUUAGGAUUUUUGUUCCGUAUUGGAUUAUUAAUGAUUCAUCUCUGCCUUUAGCAUAUCGAUUGGUGGAAGUGGAACCUUUGGAUAAAGCAGAUAUGGAUACCAUGAUACUUUCUAGAGCAGUAAAGUCUGCAAAAAUAGCCUUGAAACAUCCUAUGAACUCAAUGGACAGGAAACAUUCUGGCCCAAGGAGAAAUAUUCAAGUACUUGAAGUAAUUGAGGAUACUACUCCAGUUCCCAGCAUGCUUUCUCCACAAGACUAUGUGGGCAGAAGCGGGGUUAUAUCGUUUACUUCUAACAAAGAUUCGAAUCUGUCCUCAAGGGUUGGCAUUGCUGUUGCUAUUCGUAAUUCCGAAAUUUACAGUCCUGGGAUUUCUUUUCAUGAGCUGGAAAACAAGGAACGGGUUGAUGUCAAGGCAUAUAAUUCAGAUGGAUCUUACUACAAGCUUUCAGCACUGCUAAACCUGACCUCAGACAGAACAAAGGUUGUUCAUUUUCAGCCACACACCUUGUUCAUUAAUAGGAUUGGUUGCAGUCUCUGCCUGCAGCAGUGUGAUUCACAGUCGGUGGCAUGGAUUCAUCCCACUGAUCCUCCAAAACCCUUUGGGUGGCAGUCUUCUGCUAAAGUUGAACUGUUGAAGUUGCAGCUUGAUGGAUACAAAUGGAGUACACCAUUUAGUGUUUGUACAGAAGGUGUGAUGCGCACUUGCUUGAAGAAGCAUAUUGGAAAUGAUCUGAUGCAGUUAAGGGUAGAAGUAAGAAGUGGAGGAAAGAACUCACGCUAUGAAGUUAUUUUCCGCCCAAAUUCAUUAUCAAGUCCAUACAGGAUUGAAAAUCGUUCGAUGUUUUUACCCAUUCGCUUUCGGCAAGUGGAUGGUACCAUUGAUUCGUGGCAGUUUCUUCUACCUAACUCAGCUGCUUCUUUUCUGUGGGAAGAUCUUGGUAGAAGACGUUUGUUGGAGCUCCUGGUAGAUGGGACUGAUCCUUUGAAAUCAGAGAAGUAUGAUAUUGAUGAAACUUUUGAUCACCAACCAAUCCAUAUGGUGGGUGGACCUGCUAAAAAAGCUCUACGUGUUACAAUUCUAAAAGAGGAGAAGAUGAAUGUCAUUAAGAUCAGUGACUGGAUGCCAGAAAAUGAGCCUACAGGAAUCUCGAGUAGAAGGCAUUCAUCACUUUUAUCACAGCUUUCUGGAAAUGACUUUCAACAGCAACAAUUAGCAUCCAUCUCAGAUUGUGAAUUUCAUGUUAUUGUUGAGCUGGCUGAGCUUGGAAUAUCCAUUAUUGACCAUACACCUGAGGAAAUAUUAUACCUGUCGGUGCAGAAUCUUCUUCUGGCAUAUUCAACCGGCUUGGGAUCUGGAAUCAGUAGGUUCAAACUGAGAAUGCGUGGAAUACAAGUGGAUAACCAGUUGCCAUUGACUCCAAUGCCAGUUCUCUUCAGACCACAAAGAGUUGGGGAGGAGACUGAUUAUAUCUUGAAAUUUUCCUUGACAAUACAAUCAAAUGGAUCAUUAGAUCUCUGUGUCUAUCCAUAUAUUGGUGUCCAUGGACUUGAAAAUUCAGCCUUUUUAAUAAACAUUCCUGAACCCAUCAUUUGGCGCCUUCAUGAAAUGAUCCAGCAGGUCAACCUCAAAAGAUUGUAUGACACACAAACAACUGCUGUUUCAGUUGACCCAAUCGUUCAGAUUGGAGUUUUUAACAUCUCAGAAGUUCGAUUCAAAGUUUCAAUGGCAAUGUCACCAAGUCAACGACCAAGGGGUGUACUUGGGUUUUGGUCAUCCUUGAUGACGGCAUUGGGGAACACUGAGAAUAUGCCAGUCAGGAUAAAUCAAAGGUUCCAUGAGAACGUGUGCAUGCGGCAGAGUUCUAUGAUUAGUAUUGCUAUUUCAAACAUUCGGAAGGAUCUUUUGAGCCAACCUCUUCAACUGCUCUCUGGUGUCGACAUAUUGGGUAAUGCAAGUAGUGCACUUGGACAUAUGAGUAAAGGUGUGGCUGCCUUAUCAAUGGAUAAGAAGUUCAUUCAAAGCCGGCAAAGACAGGAAAACAAGGGCGUGGAGGACCUUGGUGAUGUUAUCAGAGAGGGUGGUGGAGCAUUAGCCAAAGGCCUGUUCAGAGGCGUUACUGGCAUAUUAACAAAGCCUCUUGAAGGUGCAAAAACUUCUGGUGUUGAGGGAUUUGUUCAGGGUGUUGGAAAAGGAAUAAUAGGUGCAGCUGCACAACCAGUGAGUGGAGUUUUGGAUCUAUUGUCAAAAACUACCGAAGGUGCCAAUGCUAUGAGAAUGAAGAUAGCGGCUGCUAUAACAUCUGAUGAACAACUCCUCCGCAGGAGACUGCCUCGUGUAAUUGGCGGUGAUAAUUUGCUUCGACCAUAUGAUGAGUAUAAAGCACAGGGACAGGUUAUAUUGCAGCUGGCAGAGUCUGGUUCAUUUUUUGGUCAGGUUGAUCUAUUUAAAGUACGAGGAAAGUUUGCCUUGUCAGAUGCUUAUGAAGAUCACUUUUUACUCCCAAAAGGGAAAAUCUUGGUUGUCACCCACCGUAGGGUUAUGUUGUUGCAACAACCCUCCAACGUCAUUGCUCAGAGGAAGUUCAGCCCGGCAAGGGAUCCAUGUUCAGUACUGUGGGAUGUACUGUGGGAUGACCUGGUGACGAUGGAAUUGACACAUGGAAAGAAAGACCAUCAAAAUCCUCCACCUUCACGGCUCAUUCUUUAUUUACACGCUAGAUCAACAGAGUCAAAAGAACAAGUUCGUGUUAUAAAAUGCAGCCCUGAAACCAAGCAGGCUCUUGAAGUUUACACUUCAAUUGAGCAAGCAAUGAACACUUACGGGUCCAACCUUUCAAAGGAAAUGCUAAAAAGGAAAGUGACAAAACCGUAUUCACCAAUUGCUGAUGGUUCCAGUACUGAAGUCGCUUGGAAAGAAGGCAUUUGCACCUGGUCUCCCCAACAGGUUCCUGGGUCAGUUCUGCUAAGUUCAACUUUCGGUAGCAGCACUGAUCAAAUUUAAAAGUCAGUGCCCUUGAGGAAAUAUCAUCCAUGGCUUUCUGCUCUCGUCUGGUCAUAAGAACCAACAAUUAUUGUAUUUUCCCGUACUGUUUGAAAGGUGCUAAAGAUUUGCUGAAGCCAAUUGCAUAGACCCUUGCCAAUGGCCUUUGUAGAGGUUCCAAAUAGAAUGGCUGCAAUACAUGUUACUGAUAUGUUUGUAGUGUACAGUAAGUACCUCCUGCAAUUGGUUCUCAGCGGCUUAGAAAAAUGUACAGCUUUUAAUAUCCUUUUAUAUUUGUAUAGCAUGUCUUGUAUAUGUGAGAUGUGAGAUUAGAGAAGGAAGCCAAUUAAUUGGCCUUUAGAAAAUUGGUUCAAGGCCCUUAAUUUACUGAUCAGCAAGGAAAUCCCAAUAGUUAUGCCUAUUUUGUUUUCAAAUAAUUUCCUUUUCAUUGAUCAAGAGCUGUAUUUCCCUUGCCUUAAACCUUUUGAGGCAUCCUCUUUCUAAGCUAAGAAGAAUACAUAUAUUUGCUCGAUUGUUCUCUACUUUCACACUCGCUGGGUUGAUUCGAGUAUAAUUCAUUUUCCUCUUCUAUAGAAAGGUUGUUAAGUGCCCUUUUUCUCAAUGUCCUGCUCUGUAAUGAUUGAUUACUCUUCCCCCUAGUUCUUGAUUUAUUUAGAAGGAUCAGCUUUUUCUUUUUCUUU